Messenger RNA from Drosophila willistoni, 1395 nucleotides. Its product is annotated as serendipity locus protein beta. The transcript has 2 exons. The coding region runs from base 83 to 1291 and encodes 402 amino acids. The record is from RefSeq and is a predicted model, not a curated record. NCBI's taxonomy places the organism in Eukaryota, Metazoa, Arthropoda, Insecta, Diptera, Drosophilidae. Gene Ontology annotation, cellular component: nucleus.
UAAGCAUUUUUACAACAAAAAAUAAGUAAUCUACACAAAUUACUUAAUUUAAAUUAACUUCAGAUAAAUAUUGCAAUCCAAAAUGAGCUCGCCUCGAACGCAAUGUUUUGUGUGCGGCAAAACGAAAACAGUAGGCGUUUUCCAGCUAAUUGAAGGAUGCAUUGUGCCAGGCACAUUUAAGCCCAUCAAGGAUAUUCUCAAAUAUUUUGAGAAAAUCAUCAAUCAUCGCUUGGACUUGACUCCAAAUUCCACAGCUUGCAGGGAUUGCCUAGAGUAUUUGUUCAAUUAUGAUCGCCUGGUGAGGAAUCUAAGUCAAGUUCAGCGCCAAAUUGCCGAUGCUUUGCUUAGCUGUCGCAAAAAAAAACCUGGAGGUCAAGCCGUCAGUGCUGGCAAAGAAACAGUCAGAAGGGAGGUCGUUAAGGCCAGAGUUCCAACUUCCGUUUCAUCAUGCAAAAUAAUAAACAGCACCCCUGCCAUAAAGAAAAGAAAGAUACAGCAACAGCCACAGCGACAGAAGGAGUCACCUCCAGAGAUGUCUUCUGAGAUGAAUGAUAAUGAAUACAAGGAAGAAUUUCAGGAAGAAUUUCAGACAAUUAUGAUGGAUGACGAAUCAAUACAGGUUCUGGAUCCAGAUCAGGAAGAUUUCCAAUUCAGUGAUUUAGACGAAAGCGUUGCUGGCGUUUCAUCCGAGUCGGAUAUCGUGGAAGCUCUUGACAUUCCCUGUCAUAUAUGUGGAGAGAUAUUCACAUCGCAAGAUAAUCUCGAGCGGCACAUUAAGACGGACAAUUGUCAGAAGAAUGAAUAUGCCACCUGUAACAUAUGCGGCCUAAAGGUCAAGGACGAUGAGGUUCUUGAUUUGCACAUGAAUUUGCAUGAGGGCAAAACGGAACUGGAAUGUCGGUACUGCUCCAAAAAGUUCUCUCACAAACGGAACGUACUGCGUCACAUGGAGGUGCAUUGGGACAAAAAGAAAUACCAAUGCGACAAAUGUGGCGAACGCUUCUCAUUGUCCUGGCUAAUGUACAACCAUUUAAUGCGACACGAUGCCGAGGAGAAUGCGCUCAUUUGUGAAACUUGCCAUCAGCAAUUCAAAACGAAACGAACAUACAAGCAUCAUUUACGCACCCACCAAACUGAUCGCCCACGUUAUCAAUGCACCGACUGUGACAAGUCCUUUGUCGAUAAAUAUACACUGAAAGUCCACAAGCGCGUACAUAUGCCAGCCGAACAGGACUCCCAAGUCAUUGUGGAAGUUGAGGUGAAAGAAUUCCAUAUGAAUGAGACCAUGUAAGCGUUUUUUUUUUACCUAUAUUUAUAUAUACCUUUAACUAUGUGUAGGAAUUGAGUUAAAUAAAAGAUAAUAACUAAACGAAAAUUACGUUUUAUUAAAGGCAA